AUGCUGCCGCGCUGGCGUUACGCGGUGCGGCCCCGCGAGCACGUCGCUCCCGCUGCACGGCUGCCAGCGCAGCGCAGCGCAGCGCAGCGCACCUGGGGCGAGCCGGGGCCCCAUCCGGGCGACGCCGAGCUGGGCGGCUGCAGCAAGGAGGAGCUGGUGCGCCGCCUGCGCCACGAGGAGGCCGAGAAGCUGGCGGCGCUGGUGCAGCGCGGCCGCCUCAUCCAGGGCGUCAACCGGCAGCUGCAGGAGCACCUCCGCGAGAUCCGCGAGCUGAAGGCCGUCAACGGGCGGCUGCAGGCCGAGAACCGCGAGCUGCGCGACCUGUGCUGCUUCCUGGACGAGGACCGGCUGAAGGCCAAGCGGCUGGCGCGCCACUGGCAGCUCUUCGGGCACCACGCGGCGCAGGUGCUGCGCGACGAGGUGGCCGCCUGCCUGCGCAAGCUGGCCGGCCUCGAGGGGCUGCAGGAGCGCCUGGCCAAGGACAACCUGGAGCUCAAGGAGCUCUGCCUGGCGCUCGAGGAGGAGUGCGCGGCCGCCGCGGCCGCCGCCGCCGCCUCGGCGCGCCCCGACGCCAGCCCCAGCCCCAGCCCCGGCCCCGGCGGCGGCUCCUCGGAGCUCGGCCUGCCCUGCGGGCCCCGCGACCUGGGCGACGGCAGCUCCAGCACCGGCAGCGUGGGCAGCCCCGACCAGCUGCACCCGGCCUGCUCCCCCGACGACUGA
This is a messenger RNA of Varanus komodoensis (Komodo dragon), 720 nucleotides long. RefSeq names its product coiled-coil domain containing 85B (gene CCDC85B). The transcript has 2 exons. Gene Ontology annotation, cellular component: nucleus. Lineage: Eukaryota; Metazoa; Chordata; Lepidosauria; Squamata; Varanidae. Gene Ontology annotation, biological process: negative regulation of DNA-templated transcription. The coding region runs from base 1 to 720 and encodes 239 amino acids. The record is from RefSeq and is a predicted model, not a curated record.